AUGGCCGGUCCUGUCCCACGCCCGCGCCACACCCCCUCCCCUCCGGCGCUCCCUGCCCGGCUUGGCCCCGCUGCCCCGGCUCCCGCUCCCCGGCCCGGCUCUUGCGUCCCUUCCCUCGCCCUCCCCGCCCCUCGGCGUGGCUCCCCCCGCAUUAUGUCCAUCUUUUUGUCUUCCUGUUGUUUUAGAUCCCACCAAAGCUCGGCCUGCCCUCCCCACGCUGCUGGACAGCCCGGCUGGUCGUUCCUGAACAUGUCCCGGAAGGAUCCCUGCCAGAAACAAGCCUGUGAAAUACAGAAAUGCUUGCAAGCGAACAACUACGUGGAGUCCAAGUGCGAAGCUGCGCUGCAGGAGAUGCGGAAAUGCUGCGCUCGGUACACCAAGGGCAGGUCCAUCUGUUGUUCAGGGUUUGAGAGAGAAGAAAGGGAGAGAGAAAAGGCUAAGCUGGCUUCAAAAGGAAUUUCCCCACCACCUCAGUAACACAAUGCAGCUCCGGCAGGCGCUGGAGCACGGACUCACUUGAAGAGCUCGUGUGUGUUUAUUCAAGCCUUCUUUAGACUUUCAGAAAAGCCAGACUGCUCCUGGAACACACCGUUCAGCACACCAAAAAGCAUUACACAGUACCAACAUAUGGCCUGGUUAACAAACUUUAUUUUCUGUACGAAAACACAAUCUACGUUGCCUCUGCAUCACACCUGUGAAAUGUCAACUUGAUGUUUUUAGGAUGCUUACCUUACUCUAAUCCAUCCUUGCUCUAAAAAUGGAGAAUUGGAGCCGAGUUGUUCUGGCUUCUGGAGCGAGAGGUACAGGAAAUGAGCUCAGAAGAGUGAGUUUAAACAUGAAACAAACCCAUCUUGAUACAACAAAGGUAUCGCUGCCACCGUGCAGUAGUUCCAGACAACAUUUGCCUGUCCAGUGGUUCAAGCUCAAGAAUGGGCAUCAGGUCUGAUGAUUGUUCCUAAGUCUUGUAUAGAUCACGAGUGACUACAAGUCACUUUGCCUAAGUGCCUCACUUUUCCACUGGACAGAGUUGUUUAUUUUAUAUUUGAAUUGCCUACACGCUGCUAUUUGCAUGAUAAAGAUGUUACAGGAAUAUAAUUUCAGGGAUUGCUACAGGGAUAGGAUAUUUUUUUAAAAAAGCAAUAUUCAUUUGAAAGAUUUGACUGUUGAUACAAAAUUUAUAAAUUUAUGUCUAAUUGAACACCUUUAAGCAAUAUGCUUUGAAUCCAAGUCUAGUUAAAACUGCUGAUACCCAAAGGCCUGUCACAGAGCCCUGGGCUAGAUCCAAGAACUGACUUAGGUGCUGCUUACUGAACAAGCAGUUGUAGGCAGUUAUUUUCCACACAACAUUCCAGACUCACUCCCAAGCCGGCUGUGUCUGGACCCCAGGAGAGAUGGCUUUCCAGAAGCUCUCGGCCACGCAGCAGAAUUUCCUGUGACCUGUAGGAAGAGCUCAUAGACAGGUUCCUGCACCACCCCUCAGAGCUGCCUGUCUGCUGUCACCUCUAGCAGGAGUCCAGGCACCCAAAUAUCAGGCUCCCAACCCACUAGCCCUAACUCUGUAUUAGAUCUAGCCGUAAAGGACUUUUGUGCUGUGAUGAAGUACAACUUACUUAUGAAAUAGAGCUUCUAUAAACCACUGAGGUCUAGGCACAAUAGUUGUGUGUACUGAAGCCUAGAAGAGCAAACCAUCUGUAUUCACUGCUCUGAAAUACCAUGGUACAAAAUAAACGACUGGAACAAA
Molecule: messenger RNA, 1741 nt
Organism: Onychostruthus taczanowskii (white-rumped snowfinch)
Lineage: Eukaryota; Metazoa; Chordata; Aves; Passeriformes; Passeridae
Gene: CMC4
Product: C-X9-C motif containing 4
Exons: 3
Coding region: 1-477 (158 amino acids)
Cellular component (GO): mitochondrial intermembrane space
Source: RefSeq, a predicted model, not a curated record